Danio aesculapii is the source of this 2484-nucleotide messenger RNA. RefSeq names its product protocadherin alpha-2-like. Gene Ontology annotation, biological process: homophilic cell-cell adhesion. Gene Ontology annotation, cellular component: plasma membrane. The transcript has a single exon. Bases 1 to 2484 code for a protein of 827 amino acids. Lineage: Eukaryota; Metazoa; Chordata; Actinopteri; Cypriniformes; Danionidae. The record is from RefSeq and is a predicted model, not a curated record. Gene Ontology annotation, molecular function: calcium ion binding.
AUGGAAGGCGGAGGACAAUGGCCGUGCUGGCGGAUUACUCUUUCUUUGCUGUUGUGCUUCGGAAAUGUGGUUAGCGCACAGAUAAAAUACAUUGUACCCGAAGAGGUGAAGGAAGGAUCUGUUGUGGGGAAUAUCGCAAAGGAUUUAAGCCUUGAUAUCAGUACUUUGGCACACCGACGUUUUCGUAUUGUUUCUGGACCUGAUGAGCCGCUUUUUCAGGUAAACCAGAACAAUGGAGAGAUGCAUGUCAAUAAGAGAAUCGACAGAGAGAAGCUAUGUGAUGCAAACAUUGUUUGUUCGAUAAGUCUGAAAUGCGUUGUUGAAGAUCCUUUAGAAGUGCAUUACAUAGAGGUUGAAAUAACAGAUGUAAAUGACAACCCACCAAUUUUCCCGAGAUCUGAGCAGCAAUUUGAAAUAGCCGAGCAUACGCUUUUGGGAACCCGUUUCCAAGUACAAACUGCCAGAGACCCUGAUUUGGGAAUAAAUUCGGUCCGACAUUAUAAGUUAAGUCAGAAUGAGCUGUUUGAUAUUGACGUUCGGGAAAGACAUGAAACUAAAAUACCAUUUUUAGUCUUAAAAAAAGCGUUGGACAGAGAAAGACAAAGCAAACAUAAACUAAUUUUAACUGCGACAGAUGGUGGAAACCCGUCUAAAUCAGGGAAUCUGAACAUCACUGUUUCUGUUCUAGAUACAAAUGAUAAUCGACCUGUCUUUAGCCGCGACUCAUAUUCUGCAACAAUCCUGGAAAAUGCACCUCUCGGCUCUGUUGUAAUUACUAUAAACGCAACUGAUUUAGAUGAUGGGAUGAAUGGCGAAAUCGAGUACUCCUUAGGCGAAAAUUUGGAUGGAAAAAUGCACGACUUAUUUACGCUUGACAAGAAGACAGGUGAAUUACAAGUUAAAGGGAAAAUAGACUUUGAGGAAGCGGGUGUGUUUAAACUAGACGUGCAGGCAUCAGAUAAAGGCCAGCUUCCUCUUAUAGCUGAAGCCGAACUCAACAUUAAAGUCACAGAUAUUAAUGAUAACGCUCCUGAAAUUGAGAUAACAUCCCUUUCUAGUGUUAUAUCGGAAAAUGCAAAUCCUGGAACCGCUAUAGCUUUAAUCAGCGUUUCAGACAAGGACUCUGGUGUUAAUGGGAAAAUAAUUUGUACAUUAACUGAAAACAUGCCAUUUGAGCUGAAACCAUCCUUUAAGGAGAACAUGUAUUCACUAGUGACAAAAGGUCGUUUAGAUAGAGAAGCAACGUCAAUGUAUGAAAUCACUGUAACAGCCCUUGAUUUAGGAAAGCCACCUUUGUCUUCUUGUAAAGUAUUAAAUAUACAGGUCUCUGAUGUAAAUGAUAACCCGCCAGAGUUUACCCAAAAUUCAUUUGAGCUUUAUUUGUCUGAAAACAAUGUCCUUGGUGCUUCUAUAUUUUCUGUUUCUGCCUUUGAUAAAGACUUAAAAGAAAAUGCUGCGAUUGCUUAUAAUCUGCAUCAAGGUGAUCUGACAUUCCUGAAUAUUAAUUCAGAAACGGGAAUUAUAUAUGCACUGAAAAGUUUUGAUUAUGAAACCACCAAGACAUUUCACUUCCACGUUUUUGCUGCAGACUCUGGAAGUCCAUCUCUGAGCAGUAACGUGACAGUGAACGUGUUUAUUCUGGAUCAGAACGACAACGUUCCAGUGAUCUUAUAUCCAGUCAGCGCUAACGGUUCUGCUGAGGGUGUGGAAGAGAUUCCCCGUAAUGUGAACGCAGGUCAUUUGGUGACUAAAGUCAGAGCCUAUGACGCAGAUAUAGGAUACAACGGCUGGUUAUUAUUCUCACUGCAGGAAGUUAGUGAGCACAGUCUCUUUGCUUUGGACCGCUAUACAGGACAGAUAAGGACCCUUCGCUCAUUCACAGAAACAGACGAGGCCCAGCAUAAACUGCUCAUACUGGUCAAAGACAAUGGGAACGUUUCACUCUCAGCAACAGCGACUGUGAUUGUCAAAGUUGUGGAGCCCAAAGAGGCUUUUGCAGCUCCUGAUGAUAAAAAGGCAGUAAAAGACGAGGAGGAAAACAACGUCACAUUUUAUUUGAUCAUCACUUUGGGCUCGGUUUCAGUGCUUUUCGUCAUCAGCAUCAUCGUGUUGAUUGUAAUGCAGUGCUCCAAAUCUACAGACUAUUCGUCCAAGUAUUUACAGGACGCAAAUUAUGACGGGACUCUGUGUCACAGCAUCCAGUACAGAUCUGGAGACAAACGCUACAUGUUAGUUGGACCCAGAAUGAGUAUCGGCUCUACUAUAGCACCAGGCAGUAAUAGGAAUACUCUAGUCAUACCAGAUCGCAGGAGGAGAGAUUCUGGAGAGGUAAGAAAUCUGAUUAAUUUCAAUAACAUUAGCCAUGUUGCGAUUAAUUUUAUAAGUCAUUUUGAAGAAAGUGCUAUAUGUUUACACAGUCAUGAUAUUAUAGAGCUGAAUAUGUUAUUUGUUUUGUUGACACGUCUCAUCUGUAAUAUAUUAUGA